AUGGCCGGCCCUAGUCCCAGUCCUGACAAUGCCACAGCCCUGUCCACGAUAGAGACUAUCUACACCCAGCCCUUGGGGGCUUCGGAUCCUACCUUCCAGAGAGUCAAGCAAGCCUUAGAAAACCGCCCUCCGGAAGAACGCUAUAACCUUCAGUUGGAGAUAGGGGAGAUGUCUGCUACUACGCGACGAGAAGAGACAGGGUUCACACAUAUUGGUUUGAACAUUGGCCAUUUCCUAGUAACUGGACGUAGUGGGAACGCAGUGCAAGGAUCUGUGUCCUUUACCAAUGAGGACAGCGAAAACUGCACUAUCGCCCCCCCUAAGAUGCAUUUGCAUCUUGAAGAAUGGUGGUCCCAGAUUGCGAGUCACCUAGAUGCCCAGACGUCCGGCCACACAAUUGUGAUUUACCCUUGGAUGUAG
Messenger RNA from Penicillium psychrosexuale, 420 nucleotides. RefSeq lists its product as uncharacterized. The transcript has 2 exons. The record is from RefSeq and is a predicted model, not a curated record. NCBI's taxonomy places the organism in Eukaryota, Fungi, Ascomycota, Eurotiomycetes, Eurotiales, Aspergillaceae. The coding region runs from base 1 to 420 and encodes 139 amino acids.